Triplophysa dalaica is the source of this 1448-nucleotide messenger RNA. RefSeq names its product cyclin dependent kinase 10 (gene cdk10). Lineage: Eukaryota; Metazoa; Chordata; Actinopteri; Cypriniformes; Nemacheilidae. The record is from RefSeq and is a predicted model, not a curated record. Gene Ontology annotation, biological process: regulation of mitotic cell cycle; protein phosphorylation. Gene Ontology annotation, cellular component: nucleus. Gene Ontology annotation, molecular function: cyclin-dependent protein serine/threonine kinase activity; ATP binding.
CAGUCGUCCAAAGGAACGUCAACAUGAACGAAUGUUAACUUUCACGGAGUUAUUUUCUCCCCCUUGUGAUCACGCAGCCUGUUUAAUUAACGUGAGUUAACUGGAAUGACUGGAGAUGGAAAGCACAACAGACACCGAUCUAGAGUGCUUAAAGCUGAAAUCUUUAAAAACCAACAAGACGUUUGUAGUACCGCAGAGUGAACGGUUGGGAAAAUGCCGGAGUGUGAAAGAAUUUGAGAAGAUGAAUCGCAUUGGAGAGGGAACAUAUGGCAUAGUGUACCGAGCACGUGAUACAAGAACAAAUGAAAUCGUUGCUCUAAAGAAAGUUCGAAUGGACAAGGAGAAAGAUGGGAUUCCCAUCAGCAGUUUACGGGAAAUCAACCUUCUUAUCCGACUGAGACACCCAAACAUUGUGGAGCUAAAGGAAGUGGUGGUUGGAAGCCAUUUGGAAAGCCUUUUUCUGGUGAUGAGUUACUGUGAGCAGGAUUUGGCCAGUCUGCUGGAGAACAUGCAGUCACCAUUCUCUGAAGCUCAGGUAAAAUGUAUAGUUCUUCAGCUGCUUAAAGGACUGGAAUAUUUACAUCAAAACUUCAUUCUUCACAGGGAUUUGAAAGUUUCCAAUCUGUUGAUGACAGACAAGGGCUGUGUUAAAAUAGCUGAUUUCGGUCUGGCACGUGUUUAUGGAAUUCCAUUACAGCCUAUGACUCCUCGAGUAGUCACGCUGUGGUAUCGGGCACCAGAGCUCCUCCUAGGGACCAAGACACAAACCGCUGCUCUGGAUAUGUGGGCAGUUGGGUGCAUCUUUGCAGAGCUUCUUGCCCAUAAACCUCUUCUACCUGGAGCAUCAGAGAUCCAGCAGGUGGAUUUGAUCGUACAGCUCCUGGGAACACCCAGUGAGAACAUCUGGCCGGGUUUCUCACGACUGCCGUUGGUUGGCCAGUACAGUAUUAGGAAGCAGCCCUACAAUAACUUAAAGAACAAGUUCACAUGGUUAUCAGAAGCUGGUCUGAGACUGCUCACUCUGUUCAUGUACAACCCACAACGCAGAGCCACAGCUAAAGAAUGUUUAGAAAGCUCCUACUUCAAGGAAAAGCCUUUGCCGUGUGAACCGGAGCUGAUGCCCACAUUCCCUCAUCACAGAAACAAACGUGCUGGACCUGCAGCUGAAAGCCAGUCUAAACGGAGCAAAAUAUGAAACCAUUCUGCUGCCUGAUUAUGUUUAUCAUGUGAUUAUACAGAAUGUUUUGUACAGGUUACAAAUGAAUGUGACUUAAAUUGUACAUAGAUUCAAAAAGUGUGUGAAAAGUUGUUUUUGUGUUUUCACAAAAUGAGUUCAAAGUUAAAUCGCAAAAAUAAAGUAUAUUUUUUGUUUAAAGAUGAUUCCGUAGCAAUUGUUUGAUAAUGUUUAGGAUCAUUUUACCAUCUCUACCCUAGCUAAAGCAUCAAUA